Molecule: messenger RNA, 3841 nt
Organism: Bombina bombina (fire-bellied toad)
Lineage: Eukaryota; Metazoa; Chordata; Amphibia; Anura; Bombinatoridae
Gene: ARHGEF10
Product: Rho guanine nucleotide exchange factor 10
Exons: 29
Coding region: 254-3826 (1190 amino acids)
Biological process (GO): positive regulation of stress fiber assembly; actin cytoskeleton organization; mitotic spindle assembly
Cellular component (GO): centrosome
Molecular function (GO): protein binding; guanyl-nucleotide exchange factor activity
Source: RefSeq, a predicted model, not a curated record
CCCAGUUUAAAAAAAAUAGCUUUCGUUCAGACAGAAGGAAGAAUACAAAAAAAAAAAAAAAGAACGUGGAUAAUUGUUGCAGCAGAAGGGAGCAUGCAGUGGAUGGAGGGAUGAAGUGGCUGCAUUGAAGGUGUUGGCAUCAGGAAGCUGCAUCUGCCUUGAUGAAUAUGGAAGCUGCUGUUAAUCUCCUUUUCUGAUUUCUCAUCAAUGGGCUUUAUAUUGGUCUGAAGCUUUAUAGUGUUUGCUGGGAAAAAUGGAGAAUCUUGAAAAUGUGGAUAUAGAAGAGUUCCCUCCGCCACCACCUGAAGUUUUUCAAAAUGACUUCACGUUUGAUGCACUGGCUGAUGAUGAAGAAGGAGAAAAGUUUGAUUUUGAUAGUGGUGAUGAUGUUCCAGAAGAAGACAGACAUCCUCCAGAAACAGCUGGGGAAUCUCUCAUUGAUCUAGCUUUUACAUUUCCUGAUCCUCCAGUUCAGUCUUUUGAAGAUAUCAAUGAAAAAUCCCAAGACUUGUUAACAGAAAUUGACUUGAGGGCAACACCAAAAAAAGUGAAUCCUUACUCUGUUAUUGAUAUUGCACCAUUCCAAGAGGUAGAUUCAUCAACAUCUCAGGAACUUAUUUCUUCUGAAGAAGGUACAAGUCCUCGGGUGCCAAGCGGAUAUUCUGUUCCUGUCCCAUGUGGAUAUGCGGUUCCCUCAAACUUGCCGUUGCUGGUGCCAGCAUACUCUACUCCAGUUAUAAUUCGCAACAUAUCUGUAGAUGAGCAAGGUGUCCAAGAAGUAGUUCCAAAUCCUCGUUUUCAUUUGCUAAGCUGCAAUGAUCUUCAAAGCAGUGAAGUUUUCGAGGCCUCCAAAGAAGAGGACGUUUUAGCCAAGUGGGUUGCUGAUCCUGCAAAUACAGAGUGGAUGGAGAACCCUGAUGAAGUCAUUUAUGAUGAUGUCCCAAGGGAGAAUUCAGACUCAGCCACAGAUCCGGAGGAAAUGAUUUAUGAUGAUGUGGAAAAUGGGGAAGAUGGAGGAAACAGUUCCUUGGAUUAUGGCUGGAGCUCUAGUGAGUUUGAAAGCUAUGAAGAGCAGAGUGACUCAGAGUCCAAGCAUGGAAUCCCUAGCUCCUUUCUCAGGGGAAACAACAAAAGACAUCUUUCCCAGGAUCUAACACGUUUAAAGCAACACUACGAGAAAAAGAUGAAAGAUUUGGUGUCAAAUAAAGUGGGAGGAGUAGAGAUCCAACAAUUAAAACACAAACAUGAACUCAAGGUGCAAAGACUGGUGAAAGCUGCAAAGGAUGGUACCAAGGACGGACUGGAGAAAACUAAGGCUGCAGUUAAGAAAGGUCGUUCCUACAUAAGAACCAGAUCAUUUGUGUUGCAUGAUCGGAAGUCCACCAGCCUUGAGGAUGAAGAACUGAAUUUAUUUAUUGAUGUGGACUGUAUGCAAACCGAGGCGAUAAUGUCCCCAAUGCCAGCAGGAUUAUCACAACAACAGGUCGUUAGAAGGUACAUUCUUGGCUCGAUUGUGGAGAGUGAAAAGAACUAUGCAGAGUCUUUGAAAAGAAUUCUAGAGCAAUAUGAGAAGCCACUGUAUGAAAUGGAACCAAAGCCAUUAAGUGAAAGAAAGCUGAAAAUAGUAUUUUAUCGAAUAAAGGAAAUACUCCAGUGUCACUCAUUGUUCCAGAUUGCACUUGCCAGCCGAGUAUCAGAGUGGGACACUGCAGAAAUGAUUGGAGAUGUAUUUGUAGCAUCAUUUUCAAAGUCUAUGGUACUUGAUGCAUACAGUGAGUAUGUGAAUAAUUUCAGCACAGCUGUUGGCAUUCUCCGAAAGACUUGUGCCGCAAAACCAGCUUUCCUUGACUUUUUAAAACAGUGCCAGGAUUCCAGCCCAGAUCGCAUAACACUAUAUGGUCUUAUGAUGAAACCUAUCCAGCGCUUUCCACAGUUUAUUCUUUUGCUCCAGGAUAUGUUAAAAAAUACAACUAAAGGACACCCUGACCGGCUUCCUCUGCAGAUGGCUCUUACAGAACUGGAAACGUUAGCAGACAAACUUAAUGAGAGGAAGCGAGAUGCAGAUCAGCGAUGUGAAAUCAAGCAAAUAGCCAAGGCCAUGAAUGAAAGGUAUCUUAACAAGCUUCUCAGUAAUGGGAACAGAUACCUCAUUCGAUCAGAUGAUAUGGUAGAAACAGUUUACAAUGAAAAAGGAGAAAUUGUGAAGACCAAGCAAAGACGACUCUUCAUGUUGAAUGAUGUGUUAAUGUGCGCCACAGCAAACGCAAGGUCUUCAAAUGAAGGCAGCAGCAUAGUGACUGCAGGCCAGAAGUAUCUGCUGAAGUGGAGUGUUCCUCUGGGCCAAGCAGAAGUUAUUGAAUAUGGGGAAAGUGAAGAUCAAGGAGAUCAGUCUCCUUUUUCUUCAUUACAUAAAGUGGAAAAAGUUGUUAAUUGUAAACCAAAUAAUCUAUAUAUGGGACCUGGACAGCUGUAUCAAGACUUACAGAAUUUGCUUCACGAUCUGGAUGUAGUCAACCAAAUUUCUCAACUUGUAGGACAGCUAAAAGGAAAUUAUCAGAACCUAAAUAAUGCAGUGGCCCAUGACUGGUCUACAGGCUUACAGAAGCUGAUCCUGAAGAAAGAGAAUGAAAUUCGAGCUGCUGACCGGUGCAGAAUUCAGCUGCAACUUCCUGGCAAGCCAGAUAAGUCAGGACGACCCACGUUCUUUACUGCAGUGUUUAAUACAUUUACUCCUGCUGCAAAACAGUCAUGGAUCAAUAAUUUACAGAUGGCUAAGCUUUCUCUAGGAGAAGAGAACCAGCUGGGCUGGUUCUGUCUAGAAGAUGAUGGAAAUCAGAUUAAAAAAGAGAAGCAGCCUUUGCUUGUUAAGCAUCUUCCAGUAAUCAUGUCAAAACAACAGGAGUUCAAGAUUGAAUGUGCUGUCUAUAAUCCUGAACCUUAUCUCAGUAGUGAAAAUGAUCCAGAUACACUUUCCAUGCAUCAUGGUUUUCUUUGGAUUGGCAGUUGCACUAAUCAGAUGGGUCAGAUUGCUGUUGUUUCACUUCACAACCGUAGCCCGAAGGUGUUAGAAUGUUUCAAUGUUGAAUCGCGCAUACUUUGCAUGGUCUAUAUCCCCGAGCAAAAGAAUCACAAACAAUCAAACGAUGUCCCAGAUUCAGAACGUGGCUCUUCUCGAGCACCAGAUGUGCCAACUAUAUGUUUGGGAAUGGAAGAAGGAAGUAUUUGUGUCUAUAAAAGUAGCCAAGGUUCUAAAAAGGUUCGACUGCAACACUUCUUCACUCCAGAAAAAUCAACUGUUAUGAGCCUUGCUAGUGUCUCUCGCUGUCUGUAUGCUGGUCUUGUAAAUGGGAAUCUUGCGAUUUAUACAAAGGAAGAAGAUGGAAUGUGGAAUAUAAAUGCUCCAAAGCUAAUAGAAUUAGCAGUUUUACCUGUUCGAAGUCUUCUGGUGAUGGAAGGAACUAUUUGGGCUGCAUCAGGAGGACAGAUAUUUAUAGUUGGUACAGAAACUCACUCUAUAGAGCACCAGUUUGAGGCCCAUCAAGAGGAAGGGAUGGUGAUUUCUCACAUGGCAGUUGCGGGAGUUGGCAUUUGGAUCGCUUUUACAUCUGGGUCAACAUUACGUCUCUUUCACACAGAAACGUUUGAGCACCUGCAAGAUAUUAAUAUUGCAACCCCAGUGCACAACAUGUUAUCAGGGCAGCAGCGUAUAUCUGUAACCUGUUUGCUGGUCUGUCAUGGUCUACUAAUGGUUGGAACCAAUCUUGGUGUUAUUGUAACAUUACCAGUUCCUCGCCUUCAGGGUAUUCCUAAGGUAACUGGUAAGUAGUUCCAUUUUUUUUUU